AUGACCGCGGCAGGUGUUUUUGUGCUCCUCUCCUUUGCGCUUUGCUGCGUCCCAGAUACUACCUUCGCGGUUGAGGUGGACUGCAGUACAUAUCCCAACACUACAAAUGAGGAGGGCAAAGAGGUGUUGGUCUGCAGCGAGGCCGUCAGCCCCAUCUGCGGUUCCGAUGGAGUCACCUACGGCAACGAGUGCCUGCUCUGUGCCUACAACCUAGAAUAUGGAACCAAUGUCAGCAAAGACUACGAUGGAGAAUGCAAGGAAAUUGUCCCUGUGGACUGCAGUAGGUAUCCCAACAUGACAAGUGAGGAAGGCAAAGUGGGGUUGCUCUGCAACAAAGACAUCAACCCUGUCUGCGGUACCGACUGGGUCACCUAUGACAACGAGUGCCUGCUCUGUGCCCGUAGCCUAGAGUCUGGAACCAGUGUUGGCAAGAAGAACGAUGGUGAAUGUAAGAAGGAAAUUGUUUCAGUUGACUGCAGUGAUUACCCUAAACCUGCCUGCUCACUUGACUACAUGCCUCUCUGUGGCUCUGACAACACAACAUACAGCAAUAAGUGUAACUUCUGCAACGCAGUCGUGGACAGCAAUGGGACUCUCACUUUAAGCCAUUUUGGAAAAUGCUGAGUAUCAGUGAUGAGAGAAUUCACCACAGGAUCCCCACUGGCAAAUCCCAGCUAAAGAGCUCACCUCAGUUCAUCUCACCCUCUGGGGAACUCAGCUCAUUUCUGAUUUUCUUUCUCAAUAAACUAAAUCAGCAACA
Molecule: messenger RNA, 760 nt
Organism: Acanthisitta chloris (rifleman)
Lineage: Eukaryota; Metazoa; Chordata; Aves; Passeriformes; Acanthisittidae
Product: ovomucoid-like
Exons: 8
Coding region: 1-624 (207 amino acids)
Molecular function (GO): protein binding
Source: RefSeq, a predicted model, not a curated record